GCGCAAAGUUACGUUUGUUUGAAGUUUCAGUAUUACAUCAGGCAUUCACCGCGGCCGUCAACCGCAGUGAAACAUUCACUUCUUUCGUCUGCUGCGGUGAAUGCAUUCACUGCGGUUGACUACCGCAGUGAUGCUCAAACAUGUGUAUAUUGGAAUUUUUUUUUAUAACGUGUGUAUUUUGAUAAUCUUUUUAAAAAACAUGUGUACUUUUUCCACGGUACCUCAUUUUAAAAUCAACAAAGCCUAAUAGACUAAAACGAAGCUAUAUCCAAAGUUUAGUGACCUUCCCGGCACAAAAUUAAAUUAAACCAGAGAGAAAUUAAUGUCGCGCGAACCCUGAAAACCGAAGCAAGAAAUCCCUAGAAUUGGAGAGAACGACGGCCGGGGAAGAAAAAUAAUGAACUGGAUACGGAGCAGCGCGUCCCUCGCCGCCACAUCGUUGAACUCGGUGGUGGCUCGGGAGAACCAGCUGUACCGGACUCAGCAAUGGCGGGGGAUCCGGGUUAUGGUCUUUGACGGGAACGUGGAGAGGGCUCUUACCGUGUUGCAGCGGAAGAUGCAAUCGAGCGGGAUGGAACGGCUGAUCAAGCGGGCGCAGACUACUCACCUGAAGAACUCGGAGAAGCGAGUUUUGGCUCACAAGAAUCUGAUGCACCGGGUUAAAUCCGAGGAUCUUGCCCGCAAGCUCCAGGGCAUCCUCCAGAAAAAAAUCAGGUGAAUUUGAAUUAAACGCUUCUCCGGAUUCUUAUCGUUUUCCUUAGCUUUAAUUAUCUGACGGGAGGUGGUGAUUUUUCAUUAGUGGGAACUGCAAUUUAGAUGUUGGAAAUGGUUGGGAUGGUGGAAAGGGAUUCGAGAAUAUGAUAUAGGGGUAGGGUUGAUGUUGAAUUGGGAAGGCGAUGGAACAACAUUUUAUGAAUUAUUAAUAUGGUCGGAAGUUCUCUGUACUUCAGCUGUUUAAUAAGCCAGCAUUUGUUAUGAUGGAGAAGAUCAAGAUUGAAUUACAUUGAAUAAGGUUGAAUAGGAUCUCAUGAAUGUGAAGCGAGGGUUUGGGCUUGUGCAUAGAACUUUAGACCUGUGGUUUUUGCUUUGUGUCAAGAGUCUCUUACUCUCUUUUCUCCUACGGGGUUGUCAUGGGAAGUAGCAUUCAAGAAGAUGAAGAUUUGUGUGUAUCAGCUUCAUCGUUGAUUAUGAAUGUUCAUAUGUGAUGGAAGCUCUAUUGCCGUUAUUGUUUGUGGCAGCUGGUUGUCUGUCGAAGGGCUUGACAAAAGAUAGUCACUUUUAUUUGGUUUAGCAGAAGAUCUUUUGCUAAUGUAACGUGUACUAUCAAGUUAAGAAUAUUACUCUUUUGGAUUCUUUACUGUAGGGUUCUAUCUAAGUUUUCAUCUGCCCGUUAUUACUUGCUUACCUUUUUGAAACUUUGAUGCUUUGUUUAUGGCCUGCAAGGAAGCUGCUUUCCUUCUGUUUGCAUAUCUCUUUUUCAAGUUAAGAACUUUGCAAUUGGUAUCAACUAAAUGUAUUGAUGAAUGUUUCAGGGGACUGUGAGAGCUGGUAUCGGGUGGCGCAAAUCAGACUGUAGCGAGUUGGUGACCUUGCAAAACACUGUUGUUUACAGUAGAAUCGGCUGUUUUGAGCUGCUUAUUCAUGUUAGUUGAGUUGGCUUUGUUCUGAAAUCAUGCAGAACUCUUGAUGUUAGCUGUCCAUUCCUUACAGAAGACAUUUAUUCACAGAACCAUUGAAGGUUAACCAUUGUGUUGCAAAUUGGUUCCUCUAGCUCUCUUCUCUGUUUGUGUCACCAUUCCGGACCUUGUUAAUCUUAAAGAGGCAUCAAAUAAGUGUUGCAUUCAAGGCUAAUAAUCUAAUAUGGCAUAUGGAUGGGAAAUUGAUGUGAUUCUUUUUCGUGGAUGAUUUGAGUUCUGAAUUUAAGUUUCAAUAGAGAUAAAAUCUCGAUGGGUUUACUUUAGGGAUGACAAUUUCGACCUGAUCCGUUUUACCCGACCUGUUUGGCCUGUUUUGGGGCGGGAGCGAGGGCGGGCAUGGGUACCCUCAUCGACUCGACCUGCCCCAUUCUCGACCCGUUCUUGCCUAAAUUACAUGUAAUCUUAGAGUCAAAUUAUUUAGGAAUUUAAUUUAAUUAGAUCAUAAUUUAGCUAUAAUAAAAUUGUAAAUUAGUG
Linum trigynum is the source of this 2171-nucleotide messenger RNA. The record is from the annotation of a GenBank genome assembly. Lineage: Eukaryota; Viridiplantae; Streptophyta; Magnoliopsida; Malpighiales; Linaceae.